AAAAUGUCAAAGUAAAUCUUCUUAUCACGUCUUAUCGUCCCAAAAAAAUGGCCAAAAGCCACCCACGGAAGAAAUAGCUAGGAAGAUGUUUGGUAUUAUAUUUAUUGAAUAUUAUCUGAAUAUUAGAUAUUAAUAUGGCCAAUUUGGGUGCCAUCAAUUAGCUUAAUUUCUCAUAUCAAAUUAUAUUUUAACAAAAUGUUUCAUGAAUGUUAAUUGUAUCUGUUACUGACUACAGAAACUAUUCCAAAACAAUCUGGGUGUCAAAAUCCUCUUCCUUGUGCUUUUUGAGUUGGAACGACCCAGGAAGUGUAAUUAGGAAGGGAUGACGCCUUUCAGAAAUGAUAUUUACUGUAACAUUAGCUACUGACCACCACAGACUGACACUGAUGGUGCCAGUCACUUACUGUACUCUAGAUGUAUCACUUCAACUUUGGUGUAGCCAGUCAUUCCUUAGUUGUAUUGGGGUAAUUCCACGGUAACGGAGUGAAAGUAAUCUUUGUGCAUACAGUUGUAUAGUUUAACUUUGCAAUCAUUGUUUUGUUUUUUACAUACCUUUUAUGCCAACUCUCGACUUUCUUUUCAAUGCCUCUUUCAUCCUCUACCUCUACCUGUCUUUAAUUCACUCGUCUCCCUCUCUCCCUAACAGUGGGUAAGUCCCACUCAGCAGCUGCCCAGACAUGCUUUAGAGUUUGUUGGCAGCUGUUAAGGAGUUAUUGAGGCUCAGGCAUGUUGGUGUCUGUGGGUCACCACGCCCACACGACCGAGCCCCUCCCCACAGCUACUACACUCUUUACAUACAGGCAGGGAAGAAGAAAGUAGUGACUUCCUGUAGGACCUACUCCUCAGAUCUCAGAUUAGUGUGUUUGGAAAGUGAAGCGAGUCAAUGUUGAGCGUGGACAUGCAGAGUAUGUAUUUGAGGACCCUUCAACCCAGCAGCAGUUUUGAGGAAGAGUGGGUUAGGCUGACAUGCCGGCCCUACACGGAGAGGCCCUCCACCGACCCUUCGGCCUGGACUCGGCAGCAUUGACGGAAGCGGUGCGCUGGAGCUCCAAGGAGAACUUGCUGGGUGCUGCCGAAAGCGACCCUAACCUCUUUGUUGCACUUUAUGACUUUGUUGCCAGUGGCGACAACACGCUGAGCAUUACGAAAGGUGAGAAGCUGAGGGUGCUCGGCUACAACCAGAAUGGGGAGUGGAGCGAGGUGCGUUCCAAGAAUGGCCAGGGCUGGGUGCCAAGCAACUACAUCACGCCCGUCAACAGCCUGGAGAAGCACAGCUGGUACCACGGGCCCGUUUCGCGCAGCGCUGCAGAAUACCUGCUAAGCAGCCUCAUCAACGGCAGCUUCCUGGUCCGGGAGAGCGAGAGCAGCCCAGGACAGCUGUCCAUCUCCCUGCGCUACGAGGGGCGUGUCUACCACUACCGCAUCAACACCGCCUCAGAUGGCAAGGUUUACGUCACAGCAGAGAGCCGCUUCAGCACCCUGGCUGAACUGGUCCACCACCACUCCACCGUGGCCGAUGGCCUGGUCACCACGCUCCACUACCCGGCACCCAAGUGCAACAAGCCCACCGUCUACGGUGUGUCACCCAUCCACGACAAGUGGGAGAUGGAGCGCACCGACAUCACCAUGAAGCACAAGCUGGGAGGGGGGCAGUACGGAGAGGUGUACGUGGGAGUCUGGAAGAAAUACAACCUCACCGUCGCGGUCAAAACACUCAAGGAGGACACUAUGGAGGUGGAGGAGUUCCUGAAAGAGGCAGCAGUCAUGAAGGAGGUGAAACAUCCCAACCUGGUGCAGCUGCUAGGUGUGUGUACGUUGGAGCCUCCCUUCUACAUCGUGACAGAGUACAUGCCCCACGGCAACCUGUUAGACUACCUGAGGGAGUGUGACCGGGAGGAGGUGAACGCAGUGGUGCUGCUCUACAUGGCCACGCAGAUCUCCUCUGCCAUGGAGUACCUGGAGAAGAAGAACUUCAUCCACCGGGACCUGGCAGCCAGGAACUGUCUGGUGGGGGAGAACAGUGUGGUGAAGGUGGCUGACUUUGGGCUGAGCAGGCUGAUGACUGGGGACACGUACACAGCCCACGCCGGAGCCAAGUUCCCCAUCAAGUGGACCGCCCCCGAGAGCCUGGCCUUCAACACCUUUUCUAUCAAGUCUGAUGUGUGGGCUUUCGGUGUGCUGCUGUGGGAGAUAGCGACGUACGGUAUGUCUCCGUACCCAGGGAUCGACCUGUCUCAGGUAUACGACCUGCUGGAGAAGGGCUACCGCAUGGAGCAGCCAGAGGGCUGUCCGCCCAAGGUCCACGAGCUGAUGAGAGCCUGCUGGCAAUGGAGCCCGUUGGACCGACCCUCGUUUGCCGAGACCCACCAGGCUUUUGAGACCAUGUUCCACGAUUCCAGCAUCUCUGAAGAGGUAGCAGAGGAGCUGUGUAAGAUGGCCUCCUCUGGCCACGGCCCGUCACCACACUCCUUCAGCCACGACAUGCCCCUGUUGCCCUCCAAGUCGCGCACGCUCAAGAAGCAUACGGAGAACAAGGAGAACAUCGAGGGGGGUCUGGAUUGCAGGCAGGAGACACACACAGCCAGCACCCACAGCCCCUCAGGGCUGGCAGCCACUCUGCUGGCAGGGGAUGGCCGGUCAGGCAGCUCUCCUGCUCUGCCUCGGAAACAGAGGGACAAAUCCCCCAGCAGUCUCUUGGAGGACUCCAAGGAGACCACGUUCACACGGGACCGCAAGGCUGGCUUCUUCAGUUCCUUCAUGAAGAAGAAGUCUUCCUCCAACUCUCCCUCCUCCCAGCUGCAGCAGAGCCUGCCUACGCCGCCCAAGAGGAGCAGCUCGUUCAGGGAGAUGGAGACCCAGCCUCACAAGAAGUAUGAGCCCACGACUGGCUUUAGCGCCCCUCCUCCCCCCCUUCCCCAGGCAGAUGGCCUGGGCUUUUCACCGUCCCACGGAGAGGGGAACCACGUCCAGUCACGCUGCUGUGGAGCCACUUUUGGACAAAAGGCCUCUGCCAACCACACCUCUGGGGCGCCGCCCUCACAGGUGGGCAGUAGUAGCAGCAGCUGGGCAGGUCUGGCAGGCUUCUUCACCCCCCGCCUCAUCAAAAAGACCUUAGGGCUACGGACUGGCAAGUCCACUGGGACCGAGGAAGGGGGUGGGGGAACCAAGCCCUUCCCCAGGUCCAAUUCCACCUCCUCCAUGUCUGCAGGGCUGCCUGACUUUGAGAGGAUGGCUCUGACUUUACCCAGGAACCGCAGUAAGCCUCCUCUAGAGCGCACUGCCUCCACCACCUCGCAGCCUGAGAACGGGGCAGCACACACCUCUGAGUCCCUUCUCCGUAACAUGGAUGAGGGCACAGCUCAGAUCAGGGACCGGCCUAAAGCCAAGCUGCUUCCCCGAGUGGUGGGGGGAAGCUCUGGGGUGGUGAGAGCUCCUGGCGUUGGGAGUGAAGCAGAUUCAUAUUGUCCCUCAGGGACCCUACGGGGUAGGGAGGUUCAGGAGGCAGGAGGACAGGACCGUCAGGGAUGGUCGUCCCCCUCCAAAACAGUGGGAUCAGGCCUGUCAGCGGCUCCACACAACCACAAGGUUCCAGUGCUGAUCUCGCCCACACUCAAGCAUGGCUCGGCCGAUGUGCACCUGGUGGGGAUGGACUCUCAGGGGAACCGCUUCAAACUACUAUCAGAGCAUCAAGCGGACCGGGACCGACCACGGCUGGUCAAGCCUAAAUGUGCCCCACCUCCUCCUCCCACUCUGCGCCUCCUUGGACACUCCUACAGCGGGGAUGGAGAGGAGCAGGCCGGGGUGGCUGUGGAGGUCAAUGGUGAUGGGGUGAAACGGCCGGGACGAGUAAGGGAAGUUGGAACAGGGAGACCGUCAGUGCCGCCACCACAAGUGCCUCCACCUCCUUCAGCCUCUUCUUCCUCUGCCAACAACACUACCCCUACGAAGAUGGCUAACGGUGCCACCAGCACUGGCUCAUCCACAGUCCCCUCUGGUGGCUCUAAGCUUCUGCGUCGGACUCGGCAGCAGGCAGAGAGGGUUCAACCGGAGACGAUCAGUAAGGGGGCUCUGCUGGAGUGUGCUGAGUGCCUGAGAGGUGCCCUCCACAGCAGCCCUGAGCCCUCCUCCAGCAGCCAGGUCCUAGACGCUGCCCACCAGCUGCUAGACUACUGCUCAGGCUACGUGGACUGCAUCCCACAGAUGCGGAACAAGUUCGCCUUCCGGGAGGCCGUGGGCAAAUUAGAGCUCAGUUUGCAGGAGCUGCGGGCAUCGUCAACCUCUGGAAGCGGAGGAGCAUUCUGUGGUCCGGGGACUAGCCCUGCUCUGGACAACUUGCACACCUGCAUCAAGGAAAUGAGUGAUGUGGUUCAGAGGUAGCCUCCGGACCCUUUCAAACAUUUCCUUCUGUAUUCCCUUUGUUGGUUCUAUUAACAUUUUGGGGACAGAGAACAAUCUCAGAAGUACCUCAGAAAAUCACUACACAUUGUUUCUCUUAUUGUUUACAGUUGACUCUUUCUCAAAAAUGCCAGUGGAAAACAAUGUUCUAUUCUUUCAACAUAAACAUUGUUGAUACCAAACUAGAAAAAUAAUUGUUUUGCCCCAAAUUGUAACUUUUCCACCAGGUUUUAAGGCCUUUCUUUUAACUGGAUGUGGAGUAUAUCAGCAACGUUUUCAGUCCCAGAGUUGAUAAAGAACAAAGUCAGUUUGAGUAUCUGUCAUUUAGUAACUCAACCAAGAAACAAAGUGGAGAAUAAUGCAUUCAUUCUCCUGGCAACAAUGAAAAGAGUCCCUGUGACAGGAUGUCACCGUUCAAAAGUAUUGUCACCUGGGACAUCGAUGAGUGUUCCACAUAAUCAGGUCUACUUUCUCUGCCAUUUGGUUUGAUUAUUUCAAUGUCACAACAUUUGAAUAGAAAAUGUAAGCAUUUCAAUAUUGAUGUCCAAAUUCCCUUGCACAUGACCUAGCUAUAUGUUUGGAGCCUAUGAGAAGAGCGAAGAGAGUGCAGGGUAGUACAUGAGCAGGUGGUUUGGGACAGUUUCUAAGUGUCCUUGGACAGUGCUGAGUUCCCUGUGGCCCUUUCCCUCAGUGCCUAUAGUUUCUUAAAUGAUUGAGAAUCUGCAAAUACAACUAAUCCUUGACAAAAUACUGAUCUCAUCACAAACUACAGUAUGUCUCUAGCACAUCAGUGAUUUAUUUGUACAUUAUUUGGUUUUAACUUUGGAAUGGCUUUAUGUAUAAACUUGAAUUUUAAAUUAUUGUUUUUUUUAAUUAAAAGCACAGACCUAUUUUAAAAAUGUUAUGUAAAUAUUUGCUUAAUUUCAUAUCCAGGAAAAAGUGAGGUCACAUUUGCUUGGAUAAGUGUUUGAGUGUAAAAAGAAACCGCAGUAGGAAGUUUAACACAGGACUGAGACCCACCGCUCCCUCCACAACCCCAUCUGAACAUCUGCAAAAUGAAUGUAUUAUGUAUUGUUAUCUUCCUUUUCUGAGAAGAUGCCAUGUUUAAUUGUUGUCUGGUCAUCAUUUCAAUACCAACAUCAGUCAAUGCUUCUGGUCAAUUUACAAAAUGGAUUCUUAAAGCACGUUUUCUGUUUUGAUAUCCCUUAGUAGGUCUCAUCUCUACACAAACAUUUCCAUAUCAAGUUGCUGGAUGUAAUUUCAUCCUGUUUGUUCUAUUGUACACAAAUAACAAGUUUCACCUGUGUCUGCAAUAAUUUCUCAAUAAUAAUUUGGCUAAUGAAUCAAGCAAUCAAAAACAAAAAAAAGCUUGCUUAUAACAGAGUGCUCCUCAACUGUUUGAAAAUUCCCCUAAUCCCCACUUGAGAUGUUGGCACCCUUAGUGUAUCAAAAGGGGAUCAUGGCGCUCUCCCAGAAGUUCACUGGUAUGUAAAACCCACACAUUCAGGCAAACAAAAGAUGGAAUGGGACUGCACUCAAAAGAUGUCCCAUAAAGCCUACUUAAUUUAUCCAUCCCUUCGCUCUUCCCUGCGUCAGGCACAGACGUCUCGGCCCUGUUUGUCGGAACCCUGAGUGUACACUGGAUAAAGCCUAUGAUAAUAGUAGACAUUGCUUGGUAUAUUGCAUUUCAUCUUAGUAUAAACUCUAGUAGUGCCCAAUAUAUUUUCACAUUUCAUUCCAUUGUGGUACACUACCUAUCUAAUCCAGCAGAUGAGCUUCAGUGUGCCUCUGGUCAUUCAAAGGUCCUCUUGACUAAUAGCAUGAAAUAGUUUAUUUUCACUGGGAGGUUCACUUAUUAUUAUUAUAUAUUUUUCUUUUGACACUGGAUACAGCAAUGUUUUUCCUAUGGUUCUUGGUGCCUUUUGUGAAAGAUAUUUUAUGUAUAGUGCACUACUCAGUCAAGAAACGGAUAUACAGCAAUGUGUAAUUGUAAAUAUCUUGUGCUUUUGUUUUCAGAUGACAGAUUUUGCAAUGAUGUUGUGGCCAAGUAUAAAUAUCACUACAACGUGCAUUUCUAUUACUGGGAGUAAACAUUUUGUUGUUUUAAUUUAAAACUCACAUUUAAUAGUAUAUUACUGUGAAUUUCUCCCCAUCAGUGUUAAACUUGAUAUAAAUAAAAUGUUGGAACAAUUCUAA
Messenger RNA from Oncorhynchus gorbuscha (pink salmon), 6591 nucleotides. Its product is annotated as tyrosine-protein kinase ABL2-like. Gene Ontology annotation, biological process: protein phosphorylation; regulation of apoptotic process. The transcript is spliced from 10 exons. Lineage: Eukaryota; Metazoa; Chordata; Actinopteri; Salmoniformes; Salmonidae. The coding region runs from base 967 to 4377 and encodes 1136 amino acids. Gene Ontology annotation, molecular function: ATP binding; protein binding; non-membrane spanning protein tyrosine kinase activity. The record is from RefSeq and is a predicted model, not a curated record.